Molecule: messenger RNA, 561 nt
Organism: Penicillium soppii
Lineage: Eukaryota; Fungi; Ascomycota; Eurotiomycetes; Eurotiales; Aspergillaceae
Exons: 1
Coding region: 1-561 (186 amino acids)
Source: RefSeq, a predicted model, not a curated record
AUGGCGGACAAGCAUGGUAUAAACAAUCAAUACCACCAUAACGAACGUAUCACGUUCCUGUGUCCGAAUCAUGGGGAACACCACGUCGAUCUCAGUUCACCCACCGACCUAGAUCGUCUGGAGUUUAACACACCUCUUCGCAACCUGAUACGAGCAAUUAUCAGCGGCAGGGAUGUGGACAGGUCGUGGAUUUUGUGUACUGGAUCAGACUACGCUGGCUUCUAUCAAGAGCAAUUCACAUGGCGGCUUUUGCCGUGCCUGAAGGAAGCGCCGCUUAUUUUUUAUGCCCCUCAAAUUCUUGACUGGUCUGGGGCCAAACUUUCCAAAAGCUUGUAUGUCAAAAGAGGCGCUUAUGCAUACUUGCGCGAAGCUGAACGCCAGUACCUACUGGAUGUAGAAUUGUUGUUGAGUAUCGAAUAUGGACUGGAAGCACUUUAUUCUGAAGUGCAGGAAUGGGUGGAAAGGCCUUUCAUGCUCUUUAGGAACUACACUCUCGUUUAUCUUGAUAAGCAACUGGCUGCACGGGGCAUGGGACUGCGCAAAUUGAGUAGUACUGUUUAG